This is a messenger RNA of Mesorhabditis spiculigera, 741 nucleotides long. The record is from the annotation of a GenBank genome assembly. NCBI's taxonomy places the organism in Eukaryota, Metazoa, Nematoda, Chromadorea, Rhabditida, Rhabditidae.
AUGAUGAAGCUGUCCGCAACGCUGCGUAAAGCGACCGUCGACGAGCUGGCCGAGAUGCUGGCGCAGAAGGAGAAAGAGAAUAAACACGACCUUGACGUGAAAGAGGAAAAAGGAGAAGCUGCAGAAACGGACGUGGUGAAGGAGGAAAAUCUGAAGUCCCUGGCCUCACCGAGCUCCAUCUUCCCAUCUCAUGCUCAGGUUCUCGUUCUGCUCUCGAAAGCCGCUCAUUCGGGCGUCGUCUAUCAACUUGAGAAGGGCAUCACGGAUGUGCAUUAUAUUGCUACACUUCUAAAUCCCAGCACCCGCAACAUGAACCGAUUCGAUCAAGCCGAAAAAUCCAUCGCUAUCACACAUCUUGAAGAGUACGUGGCAGACUUGGAAGAUGGCGAUAGCAGCUCAGAUUGCGCAAGCUCUUCUCAGCCACCAGCGAAGAAAGCAAAACCCGCGUUCUUCAGUGCCAUCUGCGAUGCACCCGUAGCCGUCAGAAGCACCGCCGCCGUCCAAAUCCAAGAGUACCUCAACGCUGGAUACGAUCCGGAAGAAAAACUAGAGGUUUUUUGGCUCGCCAAUAAGCUCAAGUCCCCAUUGCUCUACAAAACCGUCCAAAAAAUUUUUGCGAUUAUGCCCUCUGAAGCUAUUUGUGAGCGCGCUUUCUCGAUUCUGAAGUCUGUUGUGGGUGAUAAGCGGCGCCGUCUAUCCCCGGAAUCCGUAGAACAUGUUGUUAUGAGCAAAAUGAUUGCA